Brugia pahangi is the source of this 414-nucleotide messenger RNA. Lineage: Eukaryota; Metazoa; Nematoda; Chromadorea; Rhabditida; Onchocercidae. The record is from the annotation of a GenBank genome assembly.
AUGAAAAGAGGUACUGCCAAGAAAAGCGGUACUGCCAAGAAAAGAGGUAUAGCCAAGGAAAGAGGUACAGCCAAGAAAAGCGAUAUAGCCAAGGAAAGAGGUAUAGCCAAGGAAAGAGGUACAGCCAAGAAAAGAGGUACAGCCAAGAAAAACGGUACAGCCAAGGAAAGAUGUACAGCCAAGGAAAGAGGUACAGCCAAGAAAAACGGUACAGCCAAGGAAAGAUGUACAGCCAAGGAAAGAGGUACAGCCAAGAAAAUAGGUACAGCCAAGAAAAGCGGUACAGCCAAGAAAAGCGAUAUAGCCAAGGGAAGAGGUAUAGCCAAGGAAAGAGGUACAGCCAAGAAAAGAGGUACAGCCAAGAAAAUAGGUACAGCCAAGAAAAUAGGUACAGCCAAGAAAAGCGGUAGUUAA